AUGACAAACUUGUCCAGAAUUCCUCCUACAUCGGUCCUAAUCGGAGUUGCUCUUUUAGCACUGUUCACUGGCAAUGCUAAAAUAAUCGCAACUCGCUCUCUUCAAUCCACACAACUUCAAACAGGUUCUGAUAAUAACAAUGAUCGUAUUUCAAGAGAAGCUUCUGCAUAUCACAGGUUCUUGCGGCCAAGCAGCACUAAUGGUGUUUUAAGACAAAGUCCUGCAGGUCCAAAUCCAAUCCAUGAUAAUACUGUUCAUCGCAUUCUAAGAGAAAGUCCUGGAGGUCCAGAUCCAAUCCAUGAUGAUAAUGUUUUAAGAUCUAACAUCGUUGAUUCUAUUCUAAGAGAAAGUCCAGGAGGUCCAGAUCCUAUUCAUCACUUUUCUUUUGAAAGAAGUAAAAUUAAUCAUGUUUUAGAAAAGAAUGUGGAUAGUUCAAAGCCAAAUCACCACAGUUCUAUUCAUCAUCCUUUCUUACAGCCCAAUGUCAAUCAAAUUGCAAGAGAGAACCAUGGUGGUUCAGAUCAAAUCCGUGACAAAUCUAUCUAUUCAUGA
Messenger RNA from Abrus precatorius (Indian licorice), 552 nucleotides. RefSeq lists its product as uncharacterized. The transcript has a single exon. Bases 1 to 552 code for a protein of 183 amino acids. The record is from RefSeq and is a predicted model, not a curated record. Lineage: Eukaryota; Viridiplantae; Streptophyta; Magnoliopsida; Fabales; Fabaceae.